CCACCGCCCUCGCGCCCCCCUGCCUCCCCGCGCACGCACUACUCUCGAUCGGCCAUCGUCUCCGACGCACGAUCGUCGUCGUCGAACCGCCCAACCGGCGAACCAGUCAGCAAGUGACCGGCGGACACCAUGCAGGCGGUGCGUCCGGCCGCGGAGGGGGAGGAGGCACAGGCACAGGAGCAGGCGGUGAGGGAGGAGGUGGCCGAGGUGAAGAGGGAGGUGGCGAAGGCGCACGAGGAGGAGGCGGCGCCUGAGGAGAAAGACGUGGCGGUUGUCGGGGAGGAGGCUGACGCCGAGGCGGAGGCGGAGGCGGAGACUGAGGGCGAGGCGGAGGCGGAGGCGGAGGCCGGUGCGUCUGCCAAGAAGAACCGCAUCCAGGUGUCCACCAACAAGAAGCCGCUCUAUUUCUACGUCAAUCUCGCCAAGAGGUACAUGCAGAACUACGACGAGGUUGAACUCUCUGCUCUGGGGAUGGCCAUUGGUACCGUCGUGACUGUCGCCGAGAUCCUCAAGAAUAAUGGCCUCGCCACUGAAAAGAAGAUCCUGACAUCAACCAUCGGCACCAAAGACGAGUCCAAGGGCCGGCUUGUCCGUAAAGCCAAGAUUGAGAUUCUGCUGUGCAAAUCAGAGAAUUUCAACAGCAUCAUGUCUAGCAAGAAAUCCGACCGCCCGAAAUCCGCCGAGGAAGAGAUCAAGGUGUGAUCUGACCAACUUGUCCAGCCGUUCUCCAGCAGAGCCCUCCCUCAUGUUCCAUUUCCAGAGGUUGGCAGCUCACCACAGCAUUACGGAUUGAUGGGGCACCGGCAGUCUGAUUAAGUACUAGUAAUCAGGGUACCUUAAUUACCUUGUUAGUCCUUGUUGUUGAGAUGGAUCAGAUCUUGUGAGUUAAGUAAAGCAUGCAAGAUAUAUAUGUGUGUGUCAACGGCAUCGCCACACAUGACAUGAUGAUGACGAUGAAACGGUUGUAGAAUUUUACCAGAGGCUGGGAAUGUCUCUCUAGUUUAUUGUUGUACGAACAAACGCUAAAGGUUUCUGUAAUUUUGGUGCUGUCGCUGGCAAUUUAAUUUCAAAACAACAGUUAAUUAA
Messenger RNA from Sorghum bicolor (sorghum), 1086 nucleotides. RefSeq lists its product as uncharacterized. The record is from RefSeq and is a predicted model, not a curated record. The coding region runs from base 130 to 702 and encodes 190 amino acids. Gene Ontology annotation, cellular component: nucleus. The transcript has 5 exons. NCBI's taxonomy places the organism in Eukaryota, Viridiplantae, Streptophyta, Magnoliopsida, Poales, Poaceae. Gene Ontology annotation, molecular function: RNA binding.